AUGGUUCCAAAGCUGCUCAAUUCCCGAUUCUGUCUGCUUCUGCCGCUGGUGCUCAUGGCGAUGGUGGGCUCCUUCCAUGCCAAACCUCCUCAGUUUACCUGGGCUCAGUGGUUUGAGAUCCAGCACAUAAAUAUGACCAACCCCCAAUGCACUAUUGCAAUGCGGGUAAUUAACCGUUACUAUCCACAAUGUAAAAGGAGGAAUACUUUUCUUCAUACAACCUUUGCUGCUGUAGCUGGUGUUUGUGGUACCCCAAAUACACCCUGCGUUUCAAACAGCAGUAGAACAAAUUGUCAUAACAGUUCAGUCCCGGUGGCUAUAACCUAUUGUAACCUCACAAGUCGACCAACUCCUGUUGCAAACUGCAGAUAUACAAACACAGCGGCACAGAGUCUCUAUGUAGUUGCUUGUAACAACAGGGAUCCACAGCGGGACUCUCUGCUGUAUCCAGUGGUUCCAGUUCACUUGGAUGCAAUCUAA
Otolemur garnettii (small-eared galago) is the source of this 480-nucleotide messenger RNA. Its product is annotated as non-secretory ribonuclease-like. Gene Ontology annotation, biological process: innate immune response in mucosa; chemotaxis. Gene Ontology annotation, molecular function: nucleic acid binding; RNA nuclease activity. Bases 1 to 480 code for a protein of 159 amino acids. The record is from RefSeq and is a predicted model, not a curated record. Lineage: Eukaryota; Metazoa; Chordata; Mammalia; Primates; Galagidae. The transcript has a single exon.